Molecule: messenger RNA, 3448 nt
Organism: Limulus polyphemus (Atlantic horseshoe crab)
Lineage: Eukaryota; Metazoa; Arthropoda; Merostomata; Xiphosura; Limulidae
Product: valacyclovir hydrolase-like
Exons: 11
Coding region: 1-1371 (456 amino acids)
Source: RefSeq, a predicted model, not a curated record
AUGGGGAGUAAGAUUUGUCAAACAGAGUAUGGGAGGCAUAUAAGGAAUAAUGGAAUGGCAAUGACCUCAAGCCUGAAGGAGAAGGAAAGAGGCCUACAAGAAAAGAUAAGAGAAGGAACAAGUGGUCAAGGGUUCAAAUUGGAUCUUGGUAAGAGUGUAAAGAACCAGAAGAUGGUUCCAAUAAGGAAAAUGAACUGGAAGAGGAAACAGAUGGAGGCAGAAGGUAGAAAACAGAGAAAGAAAAGAUGGAACCACAGUGAAAAAGGCAAAAGAAUACAGCAAAAGAAAUCAGAUCGUUAUCCUGUCAAUCCCCAGGAUAAUAUCGAAAUGUUUAAAGCAUGGUAUUUGCUGAUUGGGAAGACGGGCAUGGCACCUAUUUGUGAUGGCAACACACUUUUUGAUGAACCUUUAUUUUUAAACCCGAAAAUUGUUGAUGCUCAGGGACGCACGUUCUAUUUUCCCGAGUUUAUUAAAGCUGGGUUAGUAAAAGUGAGGCACUUGUUGUAUGAAGUGCUACCUGGAUUUUUGAGAAUAAACGCAGUUGUUGAAAUGUGUCAGGAUGUGGAUUGUUCUCGUGCGUAUUAUGCACUCUACGACAAAAGAAAUCCUGGAAAAAAAAUAAAAGUUGGAGAUACAGAUCUUCACUUUGAAAAGAUUGGAAGUGGAUCACACCAUGUGCUGUUACUGCCAGGAGCUCUUGGUUCCACACAAACAGAUUUUAAACCUCAACUGGAUGGUCUAAGCCAUAAGAAAUUCUCUCUUAUUGCAUGGGAUCCUCCUGGCUAUGGACACAGCAGACCCCUUCAGAGAAAGUUUUCUACAAACUUUUUCUACCAAGAUGCUGAGUUAGCUGUUGCAUUAAUGGAGAAACUAGAAAUUCCAAAAUUCAGUCUUCUGGGAUGGAGUGAUGGAGCUACGACUGGAUUAAUCAUUGCAGGAAGAUAUCCAGAUAAGGUCCAUAAACUAGGUAUAUGGGGAGGAGGUAGUUAUGUAACAAAAGAAGAUGUAGAUAAAAUAGAAGGAAUCAGGGAUGUUAGUAGAUGGAGUGUGAAGAUGCGAGAACCAAUGAUUGCCCUUUAUGGGGAGGAUUAUUUCCAACAGCUUUGGAAUAAGUAUUGUGAUGCUUUCCAAUUGCUUUGGAAGCAUACUAAUGGUAACAUAUGCUGUGAAGAAUUAUCAAAGAUAGAAUGUCCAACUUUAAUUAUCUUUGGUGAGAAAGACUACUUGUUUAGUUCUGAGCAUAUGGAAUUUCUGCUUAGGAAUAUAAAAAAUGCAAAGUUACAUAGGAUGAUUGAUGGAAAACAUAACUUGCAUCUGCGUUUUGCCAAAGAGUUUAAUACUUUGGUUGAAGAGUUUCUCUCUAAUCCCUAGAAUUAGAUACAAAGAUAAUAAAUUUUUGGACAUUAUAAUUAUUAACCCAUAAAAGUGUAUUAAACUUAGAAUAGGUAAUGGUCCAAUGAUAAAUUUAUUUCAUUGAAGGUUUUAAUGUAUAUGAAUCUAUGAUGACAGCUAGUUUUAAAGAUAUAUUCUCAUCUCUGGAAGGUAUUUAUUUAUUACAGAGCUACAGAUCAAGUUUCUUUCAAUAGGGUACUUUACCCCUCAAAAUUAGAUAAACUGGGUAAAAGUGACUUUUGGAAAAAUAAUUGUGUUGCAAAGGAAAAUGCUUAUUUUAUUGGGAUAGCACUAUUUGUUCAUUUUAAUUUUGUUACUCUACUCAAUUUCUGAUGCACUUGGAGUUUAACCUAAAAAAAUGUCAUAUAUAUACAGUGUCAAUUUCAAAAAGCCAAUGCAUGCGUAUUUGCAUAAAAAAUAAUUCAUCCAUUACUAUUGUAUAUUCUGAAAAACUGACAUGUGGUAACAACUUGUCUUAGUUUAUAAUCUUGUGCUAGCCUCCUCUAGGCAAAAUCAAGAUUGUGUUCCAUAAUAGAAAGUCCACAAGCAUAUUUUCUAAACAUCUAACUUCUCAGAACAAAUUUAUGCUCUAAACUUUAACUUUGCAAGUAUGCAGCAGUAGCUGCUGAUACUGAGAAACUUGGAAAAAUGACUGUACAGGUUCAAUAAUGCUUUUAUAGAAUUUGAAUCCUUUUAUGCAAAUCCCACUAUAAUAAUACAUUUCAAUACAGGCCAGUCUGAUAAUUUUUCUCUUAUCUAAGAGAGGGACAACCACUUUUAACUCUCAUGACAGUCCAGUGUUUAUGCAGAUUCUCAUCCAUAGUCUUCAAUGUUUCCAUAUCCUUGAAAGUCAUCCACACAUAUGGCAAAUAGCUAGUAUAAAGUCAUCACUUUCAACAGUAUGUAUAAAGAAAGAUUCAAAUUGUGCUCAUAAAUCUUAAAAUAUUGUACUCUUUCCUAUUCUCAGUGUAUUAUUAUGUUCAUUUUGAUAAUCUUUUGUUGAAGCUUCAAAAUGUUUCACCAUGUUAUUGUUGAAUGAAAUAUCCCCAACCUUGUACAUUGCUUUGUUAUCUUCAACUUUGAUAUCCUGCAUUAAGUUUCACAACACCUUUUUAUUCCAUAUAUUAUAUUUUUGCUGUAGUUCCAUCAGUUAGUGGAUGUACCUCACUGAACAUAAAUAUUUGGCUCUUAUAAUUUGCACUUGGUGAAUCUUGUUGAGAUAUUGCUUUUAUAAUCUUUACUGUUUAAUAAUCUAGCUAAAUGUGAACACCUAACAUAAAUGCAAUUAACAAUGUAACUUCGUAACAGCUGAUAUAUUUUAUAACAUCUAUUAGCAAUAAGAUUUUUUUGUUCAUUAGAUUGGAUAAAGUUGAAAGGAUCAACCUAUAUAACUUGUAUGCUAACUCUACUGCACUUUUCAAUCCUAAACAUCUGAUAGAAGCUAUUUCUACAGGCAGUUCUUGAUCAUUCAGCAACUUUAUUAGUCUUUACUGUAGAUGUUAUACAACUUGUAGAGUUUAUAAAGAAAAACAUUCUUCUUUAUGGAAUCUCUUCAGGCUAAAUUCAAUCUAUAUACAAAGCAAUAUGAUUGAAUUCCGACAGGAACAUGCUCUGAUUUAUUUUACCCACUAGCAUCAUUAAUUUGUAUUCAUGAUAACAGCUACAUCAUUAAUUGCACAAGUUUUAGAAAUUGAGAUUUAAUUUUUUCAGUUUUUUGCUUAACCGGUUAAAUGUUGUUUAGCAUAUCUGUUAUCUAAUUUCAUGUUUUUAAUGAUUGGUAUAAAUAGUUUUCCUAGUUUGACUAACUUUAAACAAAUAAUCAGUUUUUGACUGCUAUUUCUGUACAUUCAUCUACCAUCAUAGAUAAAAUGGGAUGUGCUUAUUUUUCUUGCUGUAGCUCAGUGAAUUACAUUGCUAUACUUUUCUGAACACUAUUUCAACUUCUUAUACUUCAUUUAUAUAUAUAUCAUUUAUUGUUUUUAACUAUCAAUUAUUUUCGUUAUCUGUUAGAAUUAUUGAUUUAGCAGCAUAAUAAACUGUCCUAACAACAAUGUCA